GGCGCCGAGCUUCAGGUCUCCGGGCUUGCUGGGCCGCUCUGGGUGCCCUUUCCUUGUGAGCGCCCUUGGCUCUCCCGCUUCUAAUGCCAACCAGUAUCGCCAACCUUGUUUCGCAGGAGACGGUUCUCCUCUCAAAGACUCCCGGCCGCUCCCAUAUCGUAAUUAAAUUGGGGGAAGUGGGCAAAGCGUUGUCAACGGAAAUCAGCAUAACCUGGCAGAAAUUCCCAACUACUAUAAUUCGGUCCAAGGUGUGGUCUCCUUUGGGAACUGCAGUCCAGACCAAAGAAAGCAAGGCCAAGAAAGAGGUCAAGAUGGGGUUUAUAUUUUCAAAGUCUAUGAAUGAGAACAUGAAAAGCCAACAGGAGUUCAUGCUUAUGAAUUCCCGACUUCAGCUGGAAAGGCAGCUAAUAAUGCAGAAUGAAAUGAGAGAAAGACAAAUGGCUAUGCAGAUUGCUUGGUCUCGGGAAUUCCUCAAAUAUUUUGGAACUUUUUUUGGCAUUACAGCCAUCUCUUUAACAGCUGGAGCAAUUAAAGGGAAGAAGCCCGUCCUCAUCUUGCCUAUGGUUCCAUUAGGCUUUGUCCUUGCCUAUCAGUAUGACAUGGGCUAUGGAACCCUUAUACACAGAAUGAAAGGUGAAGCUGAGAACAUACUGGAAACAGAAAAGAGUAAGUUGCAGCUGCCAAAAGGAGUGAUCACUUUUGAAAGCCUUGAAAAAGCAAGAAGGGAACAGAGUAAAUUUUUCAUAGACAAAUGAAAUCAUGUUUACCCCAUCAAAUCUCAAAAAACAGAAUUGUUGACUUGAAUCAUGACCUUUAUAAUUUUUUAAAUGCUUGCGAUUUUGAUAUAAUGGAUUUCAUUUUAAAACAGUAAUCACGAUGAAUUUUGUUAAACUAUUUUAAAAUAAAAUUUAUACCAUUCAACACAAAUUCAUGGAAGUACUCUAAAUAACUUUAAGAUUUCCUAUAUAUGUGUAUGUAUCACAAACAUCUGAAUGUAACAUUAUAAAAUAUAUUGUUCUGAAUUUCUGAAAGCAAAAA
Odocoileus virginianus texanus is the source of this 1038-nucleotide messenger RNA. It is a transcript of the gene PLGRKT, whose product is annotated as plasminogen receptor with a C-terminal lysine. Gene Ontology annotation, cellular component: plasma membrane. Gene Ontology annotation, biological process: positive regulation of plasminogen activation. NCBI's taxonomy places the organism in Eukaryota, Metazoa, Chordata, Mammalia, Artiodactyla, Cervidae. The record is from RefSeq and is a predicted model, not a curated record.